Molecule: messenger RNA, 1503 nt
Organism: Linnemannia hyalina
Lineage: Eukaryota; Fungi; Mortierellomycota; Mortierellomycetes; Mortierellales; Mortierellaceae
Source: the annotation of a GenBank genome assembly
AUGACAACUGAUAACCCCACCCUCGACACCCCCACCCCCACCAGUCUCAAGCCCGCCGACGCACCCAUCGAACAAGAACCCAUCGUCAUGCUCGGAUCCCCCAUGGCAAUCGUCGACGGCGUCUCGUUCUCCUCCGGGGACAACUGGACAAACUUGGCAAACACCCUCUCCGCCCAACCCGAACGCCUCUUCUAUCCCAAUACCCUUGAAGACCUCCAAGUCAUUAUCCGUGAGGCGACCGAGAACAAGAAGAAGGUCCGCUGUGUCGGUAAUGGACAUUCUUGGUCGGGCACCGCUAUUACCCAGGAUUAUAUGGUGUCGAUUAAUGGGAUGAACAAGAUUGAGAAGCCAAUACAGGGGGAGAAUGGAGAGUGGACGGUGACAAUUGAGAUGGGGGUUGAGGUGAAGGAGUUGGAUGAGUUUUUGAGGAAGCACGAUCCGCCUUUGGCUUUGGCUUCUAACGUUAUGCCAACCGAUAUUCGUUAUGGAGGCAUCCUCACCAUGGGUUGUCACGGCGCAGGAUUGGACGGCAGAACAGUGAGCGACACACUAACCGAAAUCACAAUUGUCAACGCCUACGGAGAGCUCCACAUCUACUCUGAAGCCGACGACCCCGAAGCCUUCAACAUCGCCUCCAUCAACCUGGGUCUCCUCGGAAUCGUCUACACCGCCACCCUUAAACUCGUCCCCAUGUCCAACUACCGUCUUCGUGCCAUUGAUUCCUAUGGGUCCCUGGCGGAUUAUUUUGAGGGCCCCAGGGCCGGGUUGAAGUGGAAGGAGAUGGUGGAGAGGAAUGAUUCGACAGAGAUCUUGUAUUGGCCCCAUAGUACGUUUCUGGGGACGGAGAGGAAUGACCGAUUUUGGUUGAAGCAGUGGAGGAGGACGUUGGCUCUUGCUGAGGAUUUGGAAAAGCUUAAGGAUCAGGCACCUAGUGUCGAUCACCCAGCGUUCGCAGCUUUUAAGGCUGGAGAUAUCGUGAAGGAGAUCCCGGACGGGAUCCAUUUCGGUAUAACCCAGGAAGGCGAAGGAAUCGGAGAGGCCAAGAUAUACGAUGCCAGUGCCGGGUUCAAACUCGCUCCUGAUUUCUCAAAUUUCGUGGAAUGCUUUAAUGACUUGGUGGAGAAGAACUAUGCGUUCUCGACGAGCGAGUUCCCAAGCAGGAUUGGGACCUGUUUGGAGGUGAGGUUUAUUAAGGCUUCGAGGAAGAUGAUGUCGUUUGUGUAUGAUGGAGAAGAUGAGAAGGCGAUCUAUUGUAUGAUUAAUGUGCUGGGAGCCAGGGAGACUCCCGGGUUUGUGGAGUAUUCACAGGGUGUUCUUGGUGGGUGGAUGGACAAAUACAACGCCAAACCCCACUGGGCGAAGCUGUGGGAGCAGAUCCCGGGUGUGAUCCCUGCCCUCCGUCGAGAGUACGAGGACCGAUUGGCGGUUCUGAACCGUGUCCGCAAGACCCAAGAUCCCUUUGACAUGUUUGUCAACGAUACCUGGAGACCCCUCCUCGAGUAG